Porites lobata is the source of this 15504-nucleotide messenger RNA. The record is from the annotation of a GenBank genome assembly. Lineage: Eukaryota; Metazoa; Cnidaria; Anthozoa; Scleractinia; Poritidae.
CUGACAUUUGCAGCUUUGGAGGCAGGGUUUAUAUUUAUUAGCUCACGCGAUGAAGAUAAAUAGUACAGAAAUUAUGAAAAUUUAUAGUUUUACGUCGCACGAAGAUUGAUUCGCUGAAUAUUUAUAGUUUGUCCGCGGAAGGAAGAACACAACAAACACAGAGUGUUCCUCAAACUGCACAGAACUCGCCUUUCAAUUAACUACACUUUUUUGGUUCAUUGUCGACGGUGCAUUGUUUAGGACUAACUUCAAGCUGACUUGUUUUGGUGAGAAGUUUUUCAGGUGAUGCAUGUGGAAGCCGUUUUUAUUAUUUUCAUUCUAGAAGUGGUUUUUAUUAGUCAAAUGAGUCUAAUAUCUUUCCUACCUUUUUUUAACUGACUCACUCGCUCAGAGUUAACGACGGAGGCUUGUCAGUGGGCUUGUAAGUAACUUUUGAGUCUGUGGAUGAAAAGCUAUGGUGUGACCAUUCAAAUGAAAUCUCUUUUGACGUUAGUUCCACUCGGUACUAUUUAUUUAGUGUGUAGUUUUAACUUUUGAGUCUGUGGAUGAAAUCCUAUGGUGUUACCAUUCAAAUGAAACCUCUUCAGCAGUACUCUCACAUGGUACUAUUUAUUUAGUAUGUAGUUUUAACUUUUGAGUCUGUGGAUGAAAUCCUAUGGCGUUACCAUUCAAAUGAAACCCCUUGGGCAAUACGUUUACUUGCUACUAUUUAUUUUUCAAUAUUUUGCAAGGUGAAAUUCGGAAAAUUUGCGGAAGUUUGACGAGUGAGGUAAUUGAGUUUCCUGUCGAUGGUUUUAGGUAGUUCCUUCGAAGCCGAACGUCGAACUUUUCAUUGGACAAACUAAACUCUAAUUUGGGUCGACCUAAAUUAAGUUAAGAUCGUCUGUUUGGUCAAACGUCGAACUUGGAUGCGUCGAACCAAUCAACUGAAUCAGACCAAAAAGACAUUUUAGCCGAACGAGGCUAGAUACACGUUAUCAUAUAAAUUUUUUAUUUAUUAGUUUAGCUCGUUGCGUGUGAAGAUCAAUGUUUGUCCCGGAGACGAUAUUCAGACGUUCUGUCUGUCUGAAGCAGACGGAUAGAACGUGUUGGACGAUCCAAACUCAUUCAGAAGAACUUAACUGAGUCAGACGUCGCAAGUUUAGUUUGUGUCAUGAAAAGUUCGACGUUUGGCCUAGGCUUAAAAGAAGAGAUUAUAUCAUUCAGUCAUCUAGCACGUGGGAUUGAUGUAGACGGUGGGGAGUGGGUGGUGGGUGGGGUACUGUUCGUCGGAAGAUUUCGAAACAACCCUGAAAGGUACCAGUAUCCCGUUUUGUUGGCUUAUCCCAAGUACAUUUUAACAUCUAGCAGGUACCAAAUAUCAGUUGAGUAGCUAAAACUUCCCGUCCUUUUUCGGCCCAAUGCGCUAAAAGGCCUUUCAAAGGUAUCAUGGCAGCUCUUAAGGAGGUCUUUUUAGAUUUAACUCUUUAAGCCUCAAUAUCAACAUACAAAUUCUCCAGACGUUCUCGGUUCAUUUCCCUAAAGAAUCAGCUGGGAGAAUUCGAUAAAAGAUCAAAGACUUUCCCUUUGGUGAUCAUUGUGUUCACCCUCAUAAGCUUUUCUCUUGAUAAUGUAUUCUUAUUGUUAGGAGAAAAUCGGUGUUAGUCACUCUUGAGACAGCACCCUAAGCGCGCGUGUACCAACUCACAAAUUUUAAGGCCCGAAUACUUUCCUCUGGGACUCGUAGAUAAAUUUUAAAGGUGCUUGCUUUCUGUUGCAACCUCUUUUUAACUCCAUAAAUAGAGAAAUAUUUAAAAUCGAGGAAUAUGCCAAAUUUGGGAUUUAUAACUACUAAAAAAUACUUAAUCAUACAAUUUGAUCGAUUUCUUCUUCAACCUUUUUUCUUGAAGACAAAUUUUUAACGCGGUUGUCAUGUUGUCUCUUCAACUUUUAAAUCUAUGGCCUAGUCAUUCAAUUUUAAGGUGAAACCAUUCAAAUGUAAACACUUACGCAAAUUUUUGCGUAUAACUAUUCAUAAUUAUUGCUUAGGAUUUAAAACAAGAAGAAAUUUGAAACCUUUGGGACAAUUUUUCUUUCGCUGAUUUUAGGAGCGAUCGUCACAAGAUUUUGUUCAACUCAAUAGUUUCAACAACCUAUCUCCAUAAUUUGACUAUGUAGUAAAAUUGCUGUUUCCUACGCUUAGAAGCUACCUUCAUGUCAAAUUUCUUUUGUAAUCUAAAGGAAAAAUACACUAGUUUAUUAUUUUGUUUCCGUGUCAAGAAGGAAUUUGCCGUAUUUUUUUCAUGUACACGUCCAAAGAAAACUUGCCAUUGAAAAUGCGAAUUGCUCGAAUUUUCCUUGCGUGAGAAAAUGCUAGCUGUUUUCUUUAAAUUGACAGAACACGUAAGAACUCUUUUAAGUGUUUUUCGUUCAAUGAGGAGACAAGUUUUGGCAGCUCCAAGGCUAUCAUCGGUCAAAAGUGACAGUUAUAAGGCGAUAUUAUAAUUUAAAUGAUAACAAUUACAAAAGACCAUAUGCGAAGAGUUAAGUGGUAAGAUUUUCUGGUCUAUUUACGAAAUUGAUACUUUAGUGGCGCGAGUUACUGGCCAAUUUGGCGCCAAUUUUUUGUUGAUAAUGUUUACGAUGUUAGCAAUUUCAGUUGUAACACAUGUGCUUCUUUUUACCUGGUUGAUAAAGUAAAUUGGCCAUCGUAAAAGCAUUCGUAAGCUGACGUUUUGAGCGCAAGGUCUUUGUCACAGCGAAUCCUCUCAACCGCAGCUGAUAAUAUCAAAUUUUCUAGCUAUAACUUCCCACGACGCAUAUUCACAGUUUAUUUUACAAACUAAGCCCUUUGAGGGUGGAUUUCCACUGUCGGGUAAUUCUAGCGUGCGUACGCGCGUACGCGCGUACGCGUGUAAAUAAAAUAGAGGCAGUGUAUGAAAGGUCGCGCGUAAACUUCGCUCAACUAUUUCGUUUACGCGUGACACUUUUUAGAUUGCCUCUAUUUUAUUUUAUUUAAUGGCGAAAAAUUUAGGUACGUUCACGCGUUAAAACUCACGCGACAGUGAAAACCCAUGUUUCCAGUUUUAAAGUAUACAAGUGUGCAACGCCGUUUUCCAUACACUGUAAUAAUAUGACGGGAGUUUGUCCAGCCGAAAAUCAAGGGCACGUUGGUGAUAAUUUUCCCUAUUCUCGUGAUAUUCACGUUUGCUUAGGCUGUGAUAUCUUAAGGAGAAAUCAGAUACCCAGAGUCACAGUUUAGCUGAGAUAUUGCUAAAGUGAAAAGCAGCUUGCAAAUUUGGGGCCCCGAAUGUUUCCCGCUCGCCAAGUGUUAUUUUCUGUGACAUGGCAGCCUUAAAUUCUUGCGUACUCAUCGAGUUGUGCGUGAUACAAGUUUCUCGUUCAUUUCUAAAUUCUAUUGAAAUUUUCACCGACCUCUCUGAAAGAGUGUUUUCCCUUGUAAACUGAACUUUGCUUAAGCCUAAAUCUGCACCUAUAUUUACAUUUCAGCCACGUCACUGGGAACGCCUUGAAAAGCCGAUUUAGAGGCCAAAAUUUUUAAACUUCGUCUAGGACUUAUAUAUCGCAGUUUCCGUCCUUCCGGUCUAGUUCUCGUGGUUGGAAACGUUUUUGGUGAAAUUUUCCGAGUUUUACCCUUUUUUUAAACGGAUAGUUUUUCUUAGAGGGUUAGCGUGACACAAUGAGGUGAGACGCAUCUUGCAAUAUUGAGUGCAUUCACCCUUACCAAUACCGAAUGUAAUUCUGUGCAUGGUAAUCAAAGUGCUCUGCCUUUGCGCAACGCUAGCACGCGUUUGUGAUCGUUGAGCUAACCGGCUGAGGUUUUUAUACCCAAGCAUUGCAUUACACUUGUCUUUUUCCACACUCAGUUUCAUGGAGGGUCCUGGGAAUCUAGAUUCAGCUUCGAGCGAUCUAGCAGACGUUUUUAUGGAUUUUACGCUAUCCAAAAACGAGCCAGAUGACCGCGACAAAAACGAGUCUUUCGCCCCGUGCAAGUUCUCACGCAAAUCGUCUUCGUCGUCGUCGUCUUCCUUGUCGGAGGCGGUAAAACCGCGUAUGUCUGUGGAAAGUGAGGAGAGCGACAGCGGCGUGGGGUCGAACCAUUCUUCUACUACUGAGUGUGUUGUGUGCAACGACAAGGCGACAGGCUACCAUUAUGGCGUGUUCACGUGCGAGGGAUGUAAAGGAUUCUUCAAGCGUACAGUACAGAAGCAGUUGGAGUAUACUUGCAAGGGAGACGGAAACUGCGAGGUGAAUCAAAUCAACAGAAAUCGAUGCCAAUACUGCCGCUUUCAGAAGUGUGUGGCCCAGGGAAUGCUUAAAGAAGGUCGGUGUAUUUUUCGUUGACUACAGUCAAACUCCGCUUAAUACUGACACCUCAUUAUCACGGACAGUUUGCUCUGUCCCUGGGGAAAGAAAGCCCUUACAUUUGCUCUAAAUUCAAUCCGCUUAAUACGGACAUGCUGUUAAUGCAGACACUUUCUCUGGCUCCGUCAGUGUCCGUAUUUACGGGAUUUGACUAUAUUUGUGCAGUCUUUGUUACUGUUUAAUUCAAUUGGAAACAUGUGUGGAGUAAGCUUUUUCAGGCCACGCGGUGAUUUCGGACGUUUUCCCGCCAGUGGAUCACGCAUGUGGCCCCACAUGUGGAGAAACGGUCGGAAAAAACAGGGAAGUUAGUGCUUGGUCAGUGUAGCGGAAGUUUUUGCUUGUUAGUUUUUGCGUUGUAAUAGGGGCAUUGUGAUUGUGUUUUUAAUCUUCUGGUGUAUGUCAUUAGAUAAUCGCAAAAUCCUCAGCUGUAGGAAACCCCUGCUUGAACUGUUUGUUUUCAUUUCUGAAGUUGAGAGAUUCUAUUUUAAUAUUUACUUGGGAAAGAGAGUCUUUUACAAAUUUUUACAAAGCUCACUCGUGGAUUCCUUUUUGAUUAAGAGACAAAAAAAUUCAGUUUUUUGGUUCGGCUGGUCAAGAAGUCGAUAAUAUUACGUGAAAAGCGAGGAAAUUUUGUCAUAAAUGACGUGUUUCUGGUUUAAAGACUGUCCAAAAGAGUAUUUUUGACGAUGAUGUAUUCAUUAUUUUCACGUCUUGAGCGGAUUUUUACGAUGGUUAUGUAAUCAAAACACGUGGAGAGCUAAACAGCAUGAGGCUAUGCACAUGUAUGCUAACGAAGGAAGUUUUUACUGUUUUUAGAUUUUGUUUUCGUAAAUUAGAACUUCCAUCAAGUUUUUUUACUUUAUAUGGGAAUGACAACAAACGAUUUUACCAACAACAAACCGAUUUUGUGGCUUAAUUUAAUAAUUAGAACAUGGCCUCAAAUUUUAUUCGAACAACUGAUUGUUUACUCAUCUUAUUUAUCGAAGUUCAACUGUAUACACUUUACCCGAGGGAUGAUGCAACAAGCGGCCGCACCAACUGACGUAAAAUUUCAAGUUUCGACCGGACGAUUGCCCCAUGGCUCUAAAUUUUUGCGGAUAGUAAAUUUAAGGGGGUUUGAGGUAUUUUCCACGACCCUCAUACAAAAGACAAAAAUUUUGAGCGCGAAAAUUUUCUUCGUGAUCGAAAGUGGCACAAAAAAUGACUCGAUAACCGCCGUGAAUCAAUCAACUACAAACUAGAGAGAUUAAAGUUGUUUACCAUUUAAUAAAUUGGCAAAUCUGUCGGUUCACAGUCAGUUUCACGGAUUAGGCAAAUAGGAAGAAAAAUUCAGGACUGGUAAAUUUCAGGGGCACCCAACGAGAAUAUAGUUGAAAACCACUUAAACAUAGUAUUGUUAAACGUAUUUUCGUAUCAAAACAGUAGAUAUAGGCAUAGUUUUAUCCCCUAAAAAUUUCUCAUCUGUUCGGAUUUCCUUGCUGAAAGUCUAGUGAUCCGAAAAUUACAGGGAUAAAAACUUACCUGUUCGGAAAUUUCAGUCAGAAAAAAGGCCCCCGAAAAUUCUAGGUGACCUUUUUAGGGUAAAAAUCCGUUAAAAAUGGGCAAUUAUACCAUUUUUUAGAUGUUCGAAAAUCCUAGGAGAGGCAGGCAAGCAAGAUAUUUUCCGAUAAUUGACGUUGGGUGCCCCUGAAAUUUCAUUCCGGAAUCGUGUUUACCAUUUACAGAAAUGCACAAGUUCCUUUUACCGAAAAACGGCCGCGAAAGCCUGAAACUGGUAUUAAAGAUGGAUUUUAACAAAUGGAACAGGGAUUUCUGUUUGAAAUAUUCCGUCCUGAAAAACCUGACUUCCUUUUCAAAUGUUCUGUUUCUCCCGGAAAUUUUCCACUGAAACGACACGGUAAGCCGUGUUCCGUUUACCUUUCAACCGCAUUUUUCCGGAAACCUUUUGUAAAUGGUUAACGAGCUUAGAAUCACGUUUACGGUAAACAACAAACGUGAAAUUUAAGUUGACAAUUUCUCAAAUUAGGAUAUAAGCAGAUAAAACUGUCCGAAAUAAUUUUACGUGACAUUCAGCUGAUUCAUUGUUGCCUACGCAUAAUGGGGAGUAAACGACGACGUUACUGCCGGGGGAAACUUUGUCACGUGGUACAAAUUGACGUUUGUCGUUUGCGGUAAACGUUUGUGACGUCAAGAGAGAGAAGAAGUGUGACGUCACGUUGCCAUGGUAGCAAAAUUUUUGGAUGACAACCAAAGGGAGCUUAGGCAACAACGGCAACGAGAACGGCAAAAAAAGCAAUAAGUUUAUAUUAGUAAAACGACUACUCUGCACGUGCAUCACGCUUUUUGCACAUUUUUCAGCCAUCGUUGCACGACUGCGACAUGAAACUUCCUACUUUACGGAGUGGGUGAAUACAACUCAAGAAGUAAUUUUCUCUUUUUUGGGUGCGGUUAUGACAAUUUUAGCGUCUUUGUACCAAUGCCUGGGGAAAGGUGUGGGUAUCAUAGCCUAGGAAAAAGCUGUGACGGUAGCCUGCAGAGAAGGCGUUAUUGACUAUUUUCCAAUUCCCCAUAAUACACUCUGUCUGCCCCCCAAAUUUUGCAUAACUUAUUGUCUUCAAAUGCUCUUGGGAAAAUGCAAUACUCCCAGGAGCAUUUAAAAACAAUGGUUUAUACAAAAUUUGGGGGGCAAACAGAUUGUAUUAUGGGGAAUUGGAAAAUAGAGAAUUUUUCCGCGUUUUUCAGGCAAGCAAGAGCGAGGUCAAUCUUCCUUCCGUCGCGAGUCACUCGCGCUCCGCGCCCGCGCACGCUCGUCUCGCGCGAGCCCUCGCUUGCCUGAAAAAUGCAAAAAAAAUAAAUAAAUAACGGGUUGGGGGGAUGAGAAGGAAGCGCUGACCUUUUCUCGCCUCCCCGGUCCGACCUGAGAGCUUGCUCCAAGGGUAUCGGCAUCGUACCCGUAGGAUCAUAUCUCGAGGGAAGUGUAAUAGUGCGACUUCGGAUCUUAGGGGACUCCCAAGUGAAAGGGACGAGAAUUCUUGUCGUUUUGCCAUGGGGUGUAAAUUGCAGAUUUUAGUCUCACUUAAGGUGUUCAGAAAAGAAAGCCGGUAAUUCACAGCAUUGUUCUUCCCUGGGUAUUUUUAGGUGUCAAUGUCCUUCUUAAUCCUUGUACAUCAACUCCUUGAUCUUCUCACUUCGUUGCUUUAUAGCUGUGCGAGAGGAUCGGACCCCAGGAGGAAGACAUCGGCAUAAAUCGCUUCAGGAUCAUCGCCCUAAAAAGCAACGUGCCCGGGAAGAACCCUCCACAAACGGGACCGUAGUAAAUGGAGAUGACCACACCGACAGCUCUGCCGGUAGACAGCCAGACACACCGGUCAAUCAGCGGGAAGUCAUGGCGUUCAUUGAUAAGAUUCGCGAGCGGGCGACUGAUAUGCCUGAUAUACCCGGUCAUACGGUGAAGGGGGAAGAUGGGAACUCUCAAGACGUGAAGAAGUUUAUGCAGUUGGCGUAUCAAGAACUCUACCAGGUGAUCCAAUGGGCCAAAGAUGUGCCCGGCUUCAAGGAUGUCGAGCUAGAGGACCAAGUUACCCUGAUCAAGGCUUGCUUCAUGGAUCUUAUUGUCUUCCGCCUCGCGUACAGGUCCGUGCCGUGCGAUCCAAUGUCACUAAGGUUUGGUCAGAAUCUCAUCCUGGAGAAACAUGAGGUUACCGAUUUAGGCUGGACGGAAGACCUUGUUGAUACCAACCUUGAGUUCACUGACAAGCUGCGCAGUUUGAACCUGGACCCGAAUGAAUUUUCGUGUAUGAGCGCCCUUGUUCUUCUGUGUCCAGGUAUGUAAGUUAUCUUGAGGUAUUAGAUCUACUAUAAACCCGUUCGUUGCAAAAAUUUGUUUCUCAAAUAAUAGAAUUUCCGAGAACUAGAAAUUACACCGGGCUAUCAGGCUAUCUACGGCGCACUAAUUCGCUCUGUACUAGAGUACGCCUCCGCUACCUUUGCUGACUUGCCCAAGUAUCUUGCUUGAUAUCUCGAGAACGUACUAAAAAGGACCCUUUCCAUCAUUCGUAUGAAACAGCACUUGACAAAGCUACAUUAUCCACUAUUUCUGACCGUCGGGCAAUCUCGUGUAUUAAAUUUAUAAGUAAGGUUCGGCCAGGUAACCCGUUAUACCCACUAAUACACAAGAGAGUGGUACCUACGUCUACCAGUGUGUGUCUAAGAUCAGGGAGUUCUAGCAGGCCCAUGGCCACAAGGACUGAACGUUUCUCAAAUUUUGUUAGUAUUAAAUAUCAAUCUUGUCAAUAAAUGUAGCGUAUUAGUAUAUAUAUCACACCUUGUAAGGUAUCCUUCAAUUCAGUCUUCUGACUGCAAAAGGGACAAUAAACCAGUGAUUUGAUUUGAUUUGAUCAAGCGAGACUUGAGCUAUCCAUUUUCACACUUAAGGUGUAAUUUCCGAUUUAUAUCGGAGGCACAAAAAAUCAAGAAUUGCAUAUUUCUGGCGUUCACUCGAUAACUGGGAAUAAAAAAGAUUGGAACUGAAUUAAUGGAUUGUUAAUUUGUCUUUAAAUUUUCGGCAUUGUUCGUCAAUUUUUCCAUGCGAUAUAGAGGUGGAAUUCUUUGUGUAAUUCCCUUGAACUUUUGGCGAUCGCCAAAAUUCCAAUGUUAUUCCUUAGCAAUGCAUUGCGCAUCCUCACUGCGCAUAAUUUGACGCGUGGUUAACGCGCGCACUUUAAAACAUGAUGUAAAGAUUCAUUUUCUCUUAAACAAGUGUGGUGACCGAUUGUUUUUUCUCUUUUUCCAAAAGUGGUAGUAGUAACUUACCUGGCCUAAGUUAUAUAUAGACUAUUUUCCAGUGCAGGGAAUGAAACAACCGUCAGAAACGUGUUCUAAGUAUGUAUUCGUAAAUAUAGUCAUAAUGGUAUUUAAGGAAUCACUGCGUUUAUACAACUUGCUCCUGCUCCUAAGCGAGUAUGUUGACCCCUAAUUUUAUUUCAAAAUUAACGUUUCUAUAGCGUAAACAACCCUUUGGUAAAGUUUGACAAAAAUAUCAGUGCAGGUUCUAUUUCAGAGUAAUGACCCUAAGAUGACAUUUUCAAACGAUUUUCAAUUAUUUUGGCCUGUGUAGGGGCUGCUUAAAAGGGAAAAGGGAAGUGCAUUUCUACUCGCGUGGAAUCGGAGCGCACGGCCUUGACGUUCACAUUAAGCAUCGCGUUUACGGCAAACGGCAAACUCGAGAUUCAAGUUGAGAAAUGAGCAGAUGAAAACAUCUUAAAACAAUUCUUAUGGAUGGAGUUGGGGUGAAUCUGCCGAAUUUCGUAUAGUUUUAAUAAACAGUAAACGACAAGGGGAAACUUGGUCAAGUGGUACAAGUUAACGUUUGCCGUUUGCGGUAAACGCGAUGCUUAAUCUGUCUAUUCUCUGGAGCUAUCGCGCCAAAACGAAACUGGUUUACGCGUGUGCACUACGUAGUAUUGAGAAAAUCUCGUUCUUGAAGUCAUCCUCGUCUCAGAAUCUCAAGAUCUCUAAUAAUUAGCACCAACCUUAUCUUCGUGCGCAGAUACUCCCGGUCUUAAGAACAAAGAGAAGGUGACGCAGCUUCAGUCCAAAGUAAACAGCCACUUGCGUGACUACUGCGUGUCACUCUGCCCACAGAAAACGAACCGGCUUGGUAAGCUGCUGCUUUGUCUGCCAACACUUCGCUUGUUUAGCGAAAAGGCCAUGGAGAACUAUGUAGCCCUAGAAUUUUUCGGCAAGUUGGAUAUGCCUCCUUUGGUGGCGGAACUCUUAGAGUAAGGUUAGUGUGACGGGGUGACAAUUUUCUACGCGUCUUAUGCCUUCAAGAACUGAAGAUCAGAUGCUGAGACGAGAGAUUCUUGCAGUCUUGACUGGAACACAUUCGUUGCGCUCGCAACCACACGAACGGUCAUCGUUGUAAGUAUUAUAUCCGUCAAGUUUUAUAGCUCACUUUAGAAAAGAGUGAUAGUCUGGGACCCAGACUAAGCGCGCGCACAUUUAUGGGAUUGUUUGGGGGGACAGUUCGAUCAGCCACCUUGAAUUAUGACGAGACAUGCAAGUUGUUGUGGGAAUUUGUGCACAAAUAACUUCAGGAACUUCCCUGGUCUGGCAUUUUAUAGAGUAUCAAAGGCAAAACGUAUCUAGCGAGAAUAUGUACGUUUGCUUGGGAACGCUAAUUUGAAGUUGAACUCGGAUAGCACAUGGAUUUGCAUUCUUCUGGUUUUUCUCGAAGUAAAAUCGCCCCAGGCACAUCUUCCCCCAGCUUCAGAAUUUCAUGUUGCAGGGGCGGAUCUAAGGGGGAGGGGGCAGGGGGUGCGCACCCCCCCCCCCAUGAGAUGACCUGCGGUUUUCUAAUACAACUGGUAUUCUGCAAAAAAAAACUAUGUGGUUUGUUGGUGUUGAAGUAGAGCAAGAGACGAGUGCACCCCCUCCUAAAAAAAAUCCUGGAUCCGCUCUUGUGUUGUUUCUUUUAAUGCCGUUUUGCUAUUUUGAGCUGUUUUAACCCCGCUGGAACAUUCCACUUCGCUUCCGCCAUGUUUGUUUACAUUCACGUCGCCCCAGAUAUUCCCAUAAACGCGCACGCGCCUAGUUUGGGUCCUAGGCUAUCACUCUUUUCAGAAGAGAGCUAUGGAGGGAUUGCUCCUUUUUUAUUUUUAUUUUUUCUGUAUCAUGAAGGUGCACUAUAAAAAACUUGAGGGUCUCCUCCACUGUCUUGAUAGCUAGAAUCACAUGACGGGUUAUAUAUAUAUAUAUUUGAUCUAAAAGACAGGGCCUGGUAAAAUGCCAGUCCAAGAACAGAGAGAUUUUUCGAGAUUCAUCUCUGUAACGCAUUGUCCGACCCAACAAACGUAAAAAGGAAUAUGAAGUAGAAUGUGAUUGAGGAUUUAAAAGAAUGAGUUAUAGUCGGAAGUGAGAAUGUCCACGGUGACUAUAAACAAGUUAAAUAAAGUUAUAAUUCCAAGAACCUUGUUACAUGAAAGAGAAAAAAACUAUCGUAGUCCGGCGUUGGUAGUCAAAGAUCCUCCACUCAUAGUGCGUCUUCAUGUUAAGAGCUCUCCCGAGACAUAGUAGUCACUAAAAAACACAGAAUUAAUGCCAGUAAAACUGGAAAUUUUACCUACGUUUAUGCUUUACCGUCAAGUCCUGCGAGUAACGACCUGUAGUCCUUCGGUAAGGUCUUCAUUUGGGGGAGUCGCAAGAAGUCAGGCGAGAGCCACACGUGAAAGGAGCUUCAUUUUUUCUACGCUUCUUCCCGACAACGGUGUUACAAAUAGGCCCUUUGUAGCUAGACAUUCACGUGGUACAAAACCGCCAUGUUGGAGAGCAAAAGUCACACUGGGACAAGACAAACAAAGGCAUUUAGUAUCUAAAAUUAUGUUUGCCUUUUGUUUGUCCUGUCGCAGUGCGACGUUUGCUCUCCAGCAUGGCGGUUUUGUUCCACGUGAAUGGCUAGCUGCAACGAGCCUAUUGACAACUUCGAAAUAAAUUCUGAAGGUAGCGAUCUUUUCCCCUCCUUUCCCCUUAGCAAGUAGAACGUCACGUGGUACAAAAACCGUGGUAAAAAAAACACGGAGACAAGACAAAAAGGGAAAUCGCCAUCUGAGUAAAUCUUGAAGCUAAAGAACCGCCCCUUAUUCCUAAAAUUAAUGUUACAAAUUGAGGCGUUCUAAAUCAACUUCCACGAAAGCGACAUGAAAAGGAAGGAGACCUUGGUUAUUUCCGGGACUUUACGGUGGUGUUUUAAAGUUUAAAUUCGUCCUUCAUUAUGUUAAUCUAUCAGACGUCGCAGUUUUGUGACUUAAAAAAAAUACUAUAGGUUGUUCGUCGAUAUUCGGUGAAGUUUCGUCCUCUGGAGUGAUAGCUGUUAGUAGUCAGGUUUUACUGAAAACGUCACACCACAGGAUCGAAAGUUGAUAGGCGAAUCUUUGCUGACGUCAUUUUUGUUCAUUAGCAGACGAGUUAACCCAUAGAAGGUGUCGUCGUGUAUACAGACUAGGCGAAAUCAAGUGUUAGGAAGUGCACGCGAGACCGAUCGAAGGUCAGGACGCUCUUUGGCUUUCCUUUGUGUAAGUUUCACACGAUAGGAGGUCAAAACGCGCGUGAUCGUGAUGUAUUCUAUACAUUCCAUUCAUUCUUAAUGGAAGCUCAAACAAACGCUGGCUACAUACGCGCCGCGCAUGCGUCAUAGCAACCUGAAGAUUAGGAUUGCGGUCUCCUCCGGUCGCCCGCAGUUAAGUUGACACUUUGAAAGGUCUAGUUAAUUUUAAAAUUUGUGCAAUUUUCAGCUGCAAGCAAUCUAUAAGGAGAUAACAGCCAUCGAAAACUGCGAAAUUGUUAAGUGGCAAAAAAGUAAAAUUGCAAAACUUCCAGUUUUUAAAAAAUAAUUUCUCCGAAACUGUUCUGUGUAUUGGGUUCAAAUUCUCAGAGAUACUCAUAUUCCUGUCUUUCAAUAUUCAAAAUACAUUAAUGAGGCAAAAAAAUGUAAACAAGGAUUCGCCUAUACAACUUAUCAACUUAAUGCACGUUUAAUCAGGACUUUAAAUGAUAUUGUAAAUUAUAUCAGUAGAGUUAAUUUAAAAGGUGUCCAUACUCCGUUGUUUUAGCUAUUGUCCAGUAUCGUUCAAGUCUCCUCGCAGCAGUUUUGUCACACAACGCUCCUCCCCAUGGCGAGCCAAGCGUGACGAGCCAAAACUGGGCUGCGUGGUAAACCAGUAUACCGUGUGGCACGAAAUUUUUGCGGUUUUUCCAGCGAUCCGCAAAAAUAAGUUCGCGCAAUUAAAAAUUACCGCAAAAAUUUACUCCGGAGUAAAUAUUCUCCAAGUUAAAUUCGCUACACAAAAAUACAGUAAGAAAUCGUGUCUGUUCAAUAACAACUUGUCUCUUUCAUUUAGGAACAACGAAAUACUGGUUUAUUGCUUGAAAAUAUGUAUUUCUAUUGCACGUACUCAGUAAAAACGAAAAUAUUAUCAAUGAUGGAACUGGGUACUUUCAGAAAAUCACAAAAAUUUAUUCCCAGCAAGAAAAACCAAUCUGACCUAAUCGCAGAAAUUAGUUCCCGCAAAACACAAAAAAUCGCCAAUCCGCAAAAAUAAACUCCUCCAAAAAUUUCGUGCCACACGGUACUUAAAGGAUUAGAGAAAUUACCUGGGCCUGUCGUUAAGCUUUUUAGCCUCUACAGCGAUCGGCAUCUAAGUUCUCCUACGAAUAUUAAGGUGUAGUCAGCCAGAGAGGUAAUGAGAGUUAAGGUUAUGAUAGGCCAAGAUAAAUUUUUGUGAACUUGACAGCUUCUCGUUACUUCUUUUAGAAAUGUGGGUGGACAAGAAAGGAGAAUUUGUGUGCUGUUAGUGGGAGUUAAGUUAACGGGGGGCUCCACUGUUCCAAUGCGAGUGGAAUUUUCGCCGUGGUAAAGGUUACAGAGUUUAAAAAUGGGUACACUCUCGUAGAGCAGUUUUGGUUUAAUGUCGAACAUCAUUUCCUUAUUGUCAAGGUUUUGAAUUUCAAAAGUUUGCUGUUGGCGAAAAAAUCUCGCCCUAUUUUCGCAACCAAUCAGAAUGAAAACUGAAACCAUUCGUCAAUUGCUCUCAUCGCUCCUUUUCCCGCGCAACACUGGCUGCGGGUGUUUUUGCUUUGAUACCUGAUUGGUUCAAUUGAUUGACUUUCCUUGUUGUGAUUGGCCAGAAGUUUGAUUUUGGUUAGAUACCUGAUUAGUCCAUUUGAUUGACUAUCCUUGUUGUGAUUGGCCAGAAAUUUGAUUUUGAUUCCUGAUUGGUUCUUUUGAUUAACUAGCCUUGUCGUGAUUGGCCAGAAGUUUGAUUCAACGACAUUGUUUUGAAAACUGCUCUAUCAGCUUUAGACAACCAAGAAACUAAACGAUAUUUCACUCACAAAGGGCAAAAUGUCCUGAAGAAUGUUCCCAGUUGACUAUGUUUGGAUGGUUAUAAAAUAAUUAGGACCUUUGCAGUGCCGGAUCCACACCUUGAGAUAAGUUGGGGUGGGGGGGGGCGGUCAUCCAGACCCUUAGGUAAGGGGGGGCUGCUCUCCAAAAACAUUUUUUCGGCCCCUCGGGCCUCAGUUUGGUCUAAAACUAAGGGUGCCCCUCUCCCUUGGAUCCGCCACUGCUUUGGCGACAUAUUGCGUUGCGCAGAGGUUGUAAUAAAUAUAUAUAUCUUACACUUUAGAAAGUAAUUUUAAGAAAUAACCUAGAAAUAUUUUAAUCAUUUCGUCACCAUGUUGGUCUGUGGUGCGCUGCAAAAAGCGUUUUUAUUUCUAGUUAUAAAAGCCCAACAAGAAUUCUUAGUGAUGGUAAUCAUGUUUUUAUACGAGUCCGUAGUUGUCCACUGCGUAGCGUAAAACAUCAGAGCUUCACCACGGUUAAACGAGAGAAAUUGCAGUUUGUUGCGUUCACUGUGAAAAGUGUAUCACCAGCACACUGUAAAUUUACUGAACUUUAUGAAAGUGACUUACAAAGAUUUUUUAGAACUGAAAAUGAUACUACUGUUGACGUUAUUCGCGAACGCGUUUUUCCUAAGGGGUGAAGAGUUUUCAACGAAGCGAUGCUCAGAAUGCAAAGAAAGUAACAUGCCUCAUACGUUUGACCGUGAGAGAAAGGGGGAAACCUCGCUUCCAGGGACGCUCCAAAAGAGGAGAUACCCUGGCCACUAGGAUGAUACAGGGUUGAUUGCUAACUAUAGUUAACGUGCUGUAAAAGCGCUGCAUUAGUGGCAACAAGAUUCAAUAUGGUGGCCGAGAACCUUUUACGUUGUGUUAAAUAAAAUACUCCCUGAAGUUAUAAUGUUACUGAACUUAUCCUUUUAAAGACACAAUCGUUUAUAUAUCAAUAGUGUUACUGGAGAGAAUGUUUAUAAUAAAGAAACUGCCUUGGUUGGUUGAGUUGUGAAGAAUAUUAAAGACAUGGAGCGAACAUAGUGGCUCCCUAAUCUACCUCUAUGGUCUCUUAUGUUUUUGGUUUCCAAGGUAACAGUUGAUUGCGGCACUCUGACUGAGGACAGAACACACUUCAGCAGCUCAGCUGUGAAAUGUGUGGGUUCCGUAGGGGAGGGGGAGGUGGAUCCCCUGUGAAGUGAUGGGGAUGAUCGCCUCUCGCCUAGGGAUGGGUAGGGGUGUAAAUUGCAG